Messenger RNA from Salvia hispanica, 1137 nucleotides. Lineage: Eukaryota; Viridiplantae; Streptophyta; Magnoliopsida; Lamiales; Lamiaceae. The record is from RefSeq and is a predicted model, not a curated record.
AUGAAGCAGAGCCUUGCAGGGACAUUGGAUCUGUUCCAUUUCACUACAUUGCUGAAUCUCACCACUUUCAGCCUCAACGGGAAUUAUCUCAACGGUUCUGUACCAGCUGCUCUUGGCAACCUCACAAGCCUCACUCUCUUGGACCUCUCCGACAAUCAGUUUACCGGCGCCAUUCCACCAGAGAUUGGGCGCUUGACAGAGCUUCGAUACCUGAGCCUCUCCAUGAACCAGAUGGUUGGAGAAAUCCCAUAUCAGAUUGGCAAUAUGAAGAAGGUGCGCUUCUUGGAUUUGGGCUUCAAUUACUUUGAAACUCCUGACUGGUCUCGAAUUCCCACUUUCCCUUUCCUAACUCACCUUAAUCUUGGUUGGAAUGAACUCAACUUGGAAUUCCCACACUUCAUAACCACAUGCCUCAACCUUACUUUUCUUGAUUUGUAUGGAAACAACUUCACAGGCCAAAUUCCUGAAUCAUUGUUCACCAAUUUGGACAAACUUGAAUAUCUUGACCUCAGCAGCAAUGGUUUUCAAGGCCCCCUGUCAACAAAUAUCCCUAACCUCUCCAUGUUGAAGGAUCUUUGCCUCGGCAACAACUUCUCUGGCAACAUUUUUGAUACAGUAAGCCAUAUUCCAAGCCUGCAAAAUCUAGAGCUGUACAAUAAUUCGUUUAUAGGAGAAAUCCCUCCUUCUAUAGGCCUACUCACAAAUAUCCGAAGACUAGAUCUUCGAAUGAACAGAUUUAAUUCCUCCAUUCCCCGAGAGCUCGGCCUGUGUAACAAGCUGACCGACUUAGAUUUAUCCUGUAAUUCACUCUCAGGGCCAUUGCCACCAUCCUUAUCAAAUCUGGGCAAUUUAUCUGAGUUGAGACUAUCUGAGAAUAGCCUGACUGGUGUAAUAUUGCCCUCUUUCUUCACGAGUUGGAGACAACUAAUCUGGCUACACAUUCAAGACAAUGAAUUCAGUGGGGAACUUCCAUCAGAAAUAGGCUUGCUCACAAACCUUAUGUAUCUGGAUAUCUGUAAUAACUCGUUUUCAGGCAGCAUCCCACCAGAGAUAGGAAACCUACAAAAUUUGGAUGAGCUGGACCUUUCAACCAAUAACUUUUCAGGUUCUGAUAUUUCUCUCUUCAAAUCUCUCUGA